AGGGACCUCCAAGGACCAGAGAGUUCUAUAAAUCCACCCUAGAGUCCCACCUGUGCCACUUACUGGGUUAGUAAAACUAUCUUAAGAUGCCCAGCUCCCCUGAACCAGGCAUGUACUCUGUGCAUUCACUUCCUAUGUGUUAUUUCAUUCACAGCAACCCUAGAAAGUCAGUCCUGUGGUCAUCAUCCUCUCUUCACAGGGAGAAGCUCAGCUGGACUGGCACCACCACACAGCCCGUGGCAUCUUCACAGGGAAGCCCUGGGGACCCUCUGCCAGGCCCCACAGGAGGGCAGGACCGGGCAGCGGGUCGACGCAACACAACACACGUGUCUCAUCGUCUUUUCAUAUCGGCCGCGUUGAGGGUGGGGAGUGGUAGGCAGCUUCCAAGAUGGGUGAAAGAAAAGGUGUAAACAAGUACUACCCUCCGGAUUUCAAUCCUGAAAAGCAUGGCUCUCUCAACCGAUACCACAACAGCCACCCCCUGCGGGAGCGGGCUCGGAAGCUGUCACAGGGCAUCCUCAUCAUCAGGUUUGAGAUGCCGUAUAACAUCUGGUGCGACGGCUGUAAGAACCACAUCGGCAUGGGUGUUCGUUACAACGCAGAGAAGAAGAAAGUUGGCAAUUACUACACGACCCCAAUCUACAGGUUCCGGAUGAAAUGCCACCUCUGCGUAAACCACAUCGAGAUGCAGACGGACCCAGCCAACUGCGACUACGUCAUUGUGAGUGGUGCCCAGCGGAAGGAGGAGCGCUGGGACAUGGAGGACAAUGAGCAGGUGCUGACAACAGAGCAUGAGAAGAAGCAGAAGUUGGAGACAGAUGCCAUGUUCCGCCUGGAGCAUGGUGAGGCUGACCGCAGCACACUCAAGAAGGCCCUGCCCACCCUCAGCCACAUCCAGGAGGCCCAGAGCGCCUGGAAGGAUGACUUCGCCCUCAACAGCAUGCUGCGGAGAAGGUUCCGGGCAAAGAAGAAAGCCAUCAAGGAGGAGGAGGAAAGGGACCAGGCGCUGCAGACCAAGGCGAGCCUGGCCAUCCCACUGGUGCCCGAGACAGAGGAAGACCGCAAGCUGGCUGCCCUGCUCAAGUUCCACACCUUGGACUCCUACGAGGACAAACAGAAACUCAAGCGGACAGAGAUCAUCAGCCGCUCCUGGUUCUCCUCUGCCUCUGGAUCUGGAGCCGGCAGUGGCAACAGCAAAGCUGGCAGCGUCCUGAAGAAGCUGGCCCAAAACCGCAGGUCCACCGCCGCCAGCUCCCCCAUCACCGUGGGGGACCUGGGCAUAGUGCGGCGGCAGUCACGGGAAGUCCUGGAGAGCCCCCAAGAUGCAUCUGGGACCCCCAAAUCCAGGGAGCCACAGGUGCCAAAGGGGACUGUCCAGGACAGGCCCACGUUCCCACAAGACUGCUCUCAGGAGACAGCUGAGACCCCCGAGAGCUGCUGUCAGGACAGGCCCCUGCCCCCACAAGGCUCACCCCAGGAGGCAGCUGACACCUCGGAUGCCCCGCACCCUUGCAGCCUCAGCACCUCCCUGGUGGCAGACUACUCCGACUCGGAGAGUGAGUGA
Messenger RNA from Trichechus manatus latirostris (Florida manatee), 1564 nucleotides. RefSeq names its product YJU2 splicing factor homolog B (gene YJU2B). Gene Ontology annotation, cellular component: post-mRNA release spliceosomal complex; U2-type spliceosomal complex. Gene Ontology annotation, biological process: mRNA splicing, via spliceosome. The coding region runs from base 389 to 1564 and encodes 391 amino acids. Lineage: Eukaryota; Metazoa; Chordata; Mammalia; Sirenia; Trichechidae. The transcript is spliced from 10 exons. The record is from RefSeq and is a predicted model, not a curated record.